UUUCACCGUACUGAGCGCUUUGAAAUGAAAAAAGCUACUGAAGCAAGCGCUAGCGAUGACAAAGCUGGAGCAGCGAUGUCAUUCCAACUAUUGUCCAAGAGUGAUCUCAGGCAGGAGACUGUCCAUGACUUUGUGGCCUACACAGCGGAUGGCGAUUGCAUUUCGCUGCUCGGUUCGAAGACGGAGCUGCUUACCCUGGAAUUGAACAGCAAGUCGAACCCUCAGCUGCCCUUUCCCUACGUUGUGGCCAGCUGGAAGUGUGCGAACAAGAAGCGACCACUGGACCAGCUGUCGCUGCAGGUGAAUCUCCAGAAUAUCUACGAGAGCAGCAAUGUGCUGGAGAUGCAACAGCUGAGCCUGGAGCCGGCUUACACGGCCGUUUGCUCGCAAGAUGUGCCGCUGCCCAAUUGGCUGGCCGCCAAAUUGUCAACCCAGCCGCUGCCCAAUGGCCAAAUGCUGUUGGCCACAUUGAACAGCUAUGGAGCGCUGCAUUUGCUGCGCAAAAGUCCAGAGCAGCCGCUUUGGCGGCAGCACGAGAAGGGUCUCAACGUGACCGCAACUCUGCGGGAUACACUGCAGCCGCCAUACGAAGUGCCCGCCGUCAAGAUCAACACGUUCCGGCAAUAUCAGGCAUUUGUGGAUCGCAGCUGGAUAACAAUGUUUGCGUGGCGUCCAGUGGACAGCGGCAGCUAUGUGCUCGUCCUGGGCACAGCUGCCGGCAGCAUAUGGACACUGACCCUGUGCGCCAAUGCAGCCACUGUCCUGGAUCAUUGCGAGCUGCAGACGCUCCUGGGUCGCAUUUGUUUUAUGCAAAUCUACGAGGAUCUGCUGCUUGUGGGCGACCACAACGGCCUGGUGCAUCUAUACAGAUUUGGCACAGCGACAGAGGUGGCGGAGGAGGGUCUCUGUCUGGUCAAAACGCUGUGGCUGCGCCCGGAUCACAUGGGCCUGCAGGAGGCACUGAUUACACACUGUCCGGAGCGCGAUUGCUACUAUAUAGCCUGCUGCAAGGCGGCGCAUCUGCUAAUCUGGUGCAUGCCCAAGCAGGAGGAGGGCGACUGGCUGGAGACGCGUCUGCAUGCAGGUGGCAUGAAGAUCACGGGUCUCUGCGCUCUGGAGAACUGCAACUAUGCGCUGGUCACGGCACGUGGGCAACUAUAUCACAUCGAGCUGAGCCACAAACCCGGGCAACUGUGCGCCAGCAUGCGGCCGAUUGGUGUGGACGAUGCCGAAAACUACCAGCCAGUCGGUCUGUGCUGCAGUCCCAGCAAGAAUCUGCUGACCAUUCUUUACACGCGUAGCAAGGAGUUUCUGCUCAACAAGACUGUGACCCGCCAUAUGCUGCAUGUGCGCGUGGGCAGAAUCCAUAAUAGCCAGGCGCUGGUGCAGCUCGAACGUCGCAUCAAUCCCAGUCAGCCCAUCAACAGCUGUCGAGAUCUGUUGGUGGACAUGCGUCUGGAAAUCUUUCAAGGUGUCCAGCUGGAGGAGUAUGUUAACUAUGCGCCAUUCGAUAUGAUUGCCUUCGACGAUCUGGCCACCGAGAACCAGCAGCAGCAGCUGCAGCUCAAGUACCACAUCUUGGAUGCGCUCAUUCAGAUGCAGCGACAUCAACGCAACCAAACGCUGCUCGAACAAUUCGAGCAGCAACUGCAGCUGCUGUUGGCCAUGCUGGCCCUCACACACAUGCGACUGCGUCUCCAGUUCCUGACCAGCCUGCAGACGGAGCUGACGGCAUUCCAGCGCCAGUCGGCACAAUGUCAGCUGGCGGAGAGUGCGCUUAUCAGGCAACAGCUGGAGCAGCGGCAGCUGCAACGGGAGCAAGCGCCCCAUGCGGUUAUAAAACGUUUCCUGGCCCAAAUGGAGGUGCACUUUGAGCAGCUGCAGCUGAAACUGAAUGUGCCGGAAACAGCACAAAUGGAUGAUGCGUCCGAUCAACAGCUUUGCACUGUUUCCUAUGUGCAGGUGCUGCCCACGCUGGAGCGGCACUAUUGCACGCUGUGCGGACGGCUGGCUCUGCUGGAUCGGCAGCUGCUCCUGGAGCUCUAUGCACCGGGCAGCGUGCUGCUGUGUCCCUGCUGCCAUGGAUCCUACACCUUGGAGCUGUUGGAUGCAUAAACAUGAAGCGAGCC
This is a messenger RNA of Drosophila novamexicana, 2129 nucleotides long. RefSeq lists its product as uncharacterized. The transcript has 4 exons. NCBI's taxonomy places the organism in Eukaryota, Metazoa, Arthropoda, Insecta, Diptera, Drosophilidae. Bases 25 to 2115 code for a protein of 696 amino acids. Gene Ontology annotation, molecular function: protein binding. The record is from RefSeq and is a predicted model, not a curated record.